Messenger RNA from Triticum urartu, 337 nucleotides. Lineage: Eukaryota; Viridiplantae; Streptophyta; Magnoliopsida; Poales; Poaceae. The record is from RefSeq and is a predicted model, not a curated record.
AACCAAGGUUUUGCUCAUGGAUCGUACUAAGCAGACUGCUCGUAAGUCCACUGGAGGAAAGGCUCCUAGGAAGCAGCUAGCCACCAAGGCUGCCCGUAAGUCUGCUCCCACAACUGGAGGAAUGAAGAAGCCUCACCGUUACCGCCCUGGAACUGUUGCUCUUCGUGAGAUCCACAAGUACCAGAAGAGCACGGAGCUGCUCAUCAGGAAGCUUCCAUUCCAGAGGCUUGUUAGGGAGAUUGCCCAGGACUUCAAGGUGAUCAAUCAACUUGUGCACUACAUUGUGAUGCUCCUGUUGUGUCAACUCUUAUAGUAUGAUGAAUCAAGUAAACUAAAA